GGUUAACGAAGGCGGUCUUUAAGGCAGUUUGUGACGGCAUUGCUAUUGUUCGUUGGGAAUUACUAAAUAACUCUUCUUCAUUUCCGUAAUAUAUCUGAAACUAAAUGCACUGCAUAGUGCAAAAUAUAGCUUACUGUAAGAUUUUGUGGAUUUCAAGUAGAUCUUAUCAAGUUUUUACGCUACCAAUUAAAAAUUCUGUAUAUGAAUAAAACGUGUCAGUCAACAUUUCAUACCAAAUUUUUCAGACUGAAUUAUAUUUAAAUUUUAUUACCGAUCUUCGUGUGCUUCAUCUUAGAAGUUUAGUUUUGUGAGCAAAUGUUAAACGGCUGAAAUGACGACUAAACAUAUUGGGUACUCCAAUCCACGAAAUUUCAAAGAGAAGAUAGAACUUCUCAAAAUGAAAGAAGCGGCGUCUACAGCAAACUUUGCUGCUGCUAUGAGAGACGCCCAGGAGAUCUGCAAGAUUGCACAUGCCUACGACGGCCUUCCAUUAUCACUUGAUCAUAAUCAUUUAUCUGGAAGUGUCCCGAAUCGCUCGGGAAUCCUAAAAGCAUACUCCCUGUCUAAUAUUAGUAAUACUGACUAUCAGACGUUAAAGACUGGGGAUAACUCUAGUCAGGAAACCCCGUUCUUCCAAAAAGAUAUGCCGGUCGAUCGUAAAGAUAUACAUGGCUCCAGUGUAUCUAGUUCUCAUACCAGUGUAUAUCCACCAGCAUCAAAUAUUCAUGAUGAACGAGUUGUUCAAAGACUACUACCUAGUAGUAAUGUACCAAUUAAAGAAACUAUUCCGGUUAAAUUAGAUGAAGAAUUAUCGCAAAAGUCUCAAAAUCCAAAUGUUUGUCCAUUUUUGUAUGAUCCAAUUGGUUCAAAAACUACCACAACAACAACUACAACACCUGAUACAUCUCAUCAUUUACAUGAACGUAAUACUUUUAUUCAUGAUACUGAUUAUGCAUCAUCUGAUAAUUACUUGUCAUCCUCUUGGUCUACUAUUCCACCUACACAACAUUCUGCUCCUAAAAGCUGUUUAGAUAAUUGGAAUAAUGAAUGUUCCAGUGUUGCAGUUGUUAGUCAACAUCAUAUUCAAAAGAAUUUUAAUUUAUUUACAAAUACUAAACCAUACUAUCAUAGUUUACAACCAAAAUCACAUAUUUCUACAAAUCCUUAUUUAUUUUCUACAUCACAUUCAAAUGUUGAAGUAGCAUCUACUACUAGUUUACUUACACAACAAUCAUCAUUAACGAAUUCAAGUCAAUAUACAUGUGAAUCAGGUUAUUUUAGUGCUGGUAUAUGUACACCAGUUGGAUUUCGAAGUUUUCCUCCUACAAAUUCUUUACAACAUCAAUUGAAAACACCAUUUUCUGCUAAUAUUACUGAACAGAUUAGACAAGCUCAAACACCAUAUUCAGUGGUUGAUUGGCGCAGGACUGCUUCUGAUUCAUCUAUCCACCAUACAUUAUCAGAUAUUCAAUUAAAUCCAAUUGAACAAUAUACAUAUGGUCCUGGGAAGACAGAAAAGUCACAUGUUUUAAGUCCUAGGUCUAUCAUGUCCAGUGAUCAUUACUUCAGGCCAGCAUGUAAACUGAGAGGAGUUGAAGAGGAAGAGACUUCAAAUAUUUUAACACCUAUGGAUGAUACAGAUACUAAGCGUGCUUGUAUUAUUCGACGUCAUCGUGAUACUCAUCUACUGGACAAUAGUCAUUUAGUUCAUACGGAACUACCAACAAAUGAAUCGCAUCUAAUGCCAGCAAAAAGACCCUAUACAUGUUCAACAGAGUCGCAGUCAUCAAACGGAUUUGACCCAGUUGCUUGUGAGAUGAAAAUGUGCACACCGCAUAUGGACAACAGUGGUAGUACUAUGGAAAAGAAAAACAUUGAUUCCACUGUCGAUACAGCAUUGAAACAUCACAAAAGUUGGAAAAUUCGUUCUAGUGUUUAUAAUCCUCAUAGUUUAGAACAACCAAUGAAUAAAUCAAUUUAUCCAUGUGUGUCCAAUAAAAAUAAUAAUACAAUGACAACAAAUUCAAAGUAUUCCGAACUCAUUGAUCCAUGUUCUUUACUAUCAACCUCAUCAUCUCAUAGUUUUCAUUUCAAUCAAGAUCAUUAUUCCUUUGGUGGUACACAUCUACACAAUUUACCUUUACAGCAUGCAGAAUCACAUAGAGGUAAUUUGGUUAAUAUGUUGACUGCAAGUGGAGGAGUUGCUAGAAGUGGAACAACUGGUUCAAGUGGUGUUGGCGUUUGUGGCAGUGGCGGUGGCAACAAUAGUAGUAUUCAAGAUAGUACAACAACAGAUGAUUUAUUUCUUCGUAACACUAGUACUGGUAAUAAUGAUUUGGAUGAAUAUUUACAACUCCCUAAUUUAAUUUGUAAGGCGGAUGAGUCUACCAAUCAUUUUGCUGGACGACGUGAUAGUUGUACUAUGACUGCAGAAAUACUUUCCACUUUGGCUAGUUUUCGAGAAGAAAUGGGAGAGUUUGGUGAUGGAAAAGUUCAUUCAGAUAUUGUUCCUGCUAGUUCCAAUUUUGGUCCCCAUUUCGUUCAUAUACCCAAUCGUACCGGUGUAUAUAAUCCAAUGCAUAACGAUGAUACCAAUCCUAUUAAAAAUGUCAAACAGAAAACUACUCAUAUACACAAUAGUAUGAUACCUUCUAACUCCUUAAUGCAUCCUCCUCGUACUACUACUAUUACUAAUAGUAUUAAUACUGCUACCACUACUGCUAUUACUAAUACUAAUACUACUGCCACUACUACUACUACUAGUAGUAGUAGUAGUAAUAUUUAUACAGUUGAUCGAUGUAGACUUCAAAGUGCGCAUUUUAUUCAAAGUCAUGGUGGGGAGAUUAACAACAAUGGAAUGUUAACAAAUUCUUCUACACCAACUGUUUAUUCUUCAUGUGUACAUCAUGUUGGUGAUAAAAUUGGCAUAUCUAUGUCACCAAAUGAUUAUCGCCUUUUAACUGAUCCUAGAUUAGUAAAUUAUGUAACUGAUAAAGAGACUGAAGCGAAAAUAAUCAAUCAAUAAUUGUAAUAUUAUUAAUAAUGUUCUUUUUGUGAAUAAUAGUAAUCAUUCAUCACGUAUUUAUUUCAUAUUGUAUUACCCCGGUGUGUGUGUGUGUGUGUAUUGGUUUGUUUGUGUUUAUUUUUCAUUCAGUUUGUAUGAGUUUGUUUUUAUGUGUUGACAAGCUUCUUUAUAUUCCUAUACAACAACCAUCAACAACAGUCCCAUAAUCAUCAAAACGUAUCCAGUAUGGAUAGUUUAACAAUUUGUUUUUCUAUACAAACUAUUUAUUUGAUUGAUUAGUUGAAUUAAACUUUGUUGUUCAUAUCAAAUAUUCAUUUAUGAAUGAUUAAUUGAAUACCGCCUUGUUAUCCCAUUCUGGAGAUCAAAUCAAACAAUAUACAUACACAGACACACACUUAUUAGUUACAUGCGCCAGUCAACUCUCUCUAUUUCUCUCUCUCUCUCUCUCUCGAUAUUUAUACAUUUGACAACUGAUUAGGGUUGUUACUUCUUUGCUAAGUGAUUGAUGAAUUAAUUGAUUCAUUUAUUCACUUACACUCAUUAGUAUUGGUACAAUGUACUUUCUUCUUUUAAGUGUUUUCAUUGAAUAUCCUCUUUAUAUAUUCGUCUUUGUAUCUUCUUGUUAUUCAAUUAUUUUAUGUAGUAUGUGUUUAUGUUGUUUAUAUUGGUGAUGUUGUGUUGUUUUGUCAACCGAUUCAUUCAUUAUCUGUUAUUCAAUAUUCUUGAUGACACCGGUAAAAGUAUGCAUAUAUAGGCAAACAUACUCAUAAAUUCAUAUAAAGUAUGUAAGUAUACACACAUAUAUAUAAACACACAACAAGAACAACAUUUUCGAGUCUAUUCAUGAAUAUUACCAUUGGUGAUUGUUCCUUUAUUCUUGUUUAUUUCUGUCUCUUAGUAAAACUGCUACUUAUUCCCAUCUCUCUCUCUCUCUCUAUCUCAAUCCCCUCCUCUUUCAUUUAUUCUGUACUUUUCUUUCCUAUCGAUUCAUCUAUUUACCUAUCUAUAUAUUGACCAACUGAUCGAUCAUUAGAUUGAUUGGUUUUACUGUUCCCGGUUAACACCUACCACCUAUUAGUUAUUGUUGUCAAGGUAUUUUGUUUUGAGUAUCUUUUUAUAUUUUUUUCUUCCUAUAACCCAUUAACCUUUUAUUUUUGUCUCUUGGUGUUUUGUCUUAUCUCUAUACACACAUACUUCGACAUUUGAACGUAUCUAGUUGAAUUUUUUUUUCUUUGUGUGUAUAUGUGUAAUAUGUGUACUGGUUACUAAUAUUUGUUCAUUAGUAAUUCUAUUCCCGGUCAUCCUCCUAAAAAAACGACCUUUUUUUCUUCAUUAAAACUUGCUGAUCAUUAUUGAUCAUUAGUGUUAAUGGAUUAUUUUGUAAUCGAUUUCUUCUCUGACUAUUAUCAAUAAUAUUUAAUAAUAUAAUCGAUAGAAUUGAUGUUAUUACUUCCUUAUUUACUUGUUUUAACCUCUUGCCAUUAUUAUUAUUAUCAUUACUGUAUUUCUGUACGAUUCGUAGUAGUACCAUAUAUACUAUACACACAUGAUUGUACUACUUUGAUCAGUGAUUUAUUUAUUUAUUCAUUCAUUUAGACGUUGACUUCUACUACUUCUCUGUGGUGGUUCUUUUUUUGUAAUUUUAAAGAAAAGAAAAGAAAAAUAAAUACAAAAUCGCACAAUGAUUCAUUGAGUUAUGUGUAUAUAUAUGAAUGUGUGUUUGUGUGUGUGUGUGUGCGUAUGCAUGACUGUCGGUUGUGUAUUAAUAGUGCUGUACGGCUUUGUGCAUACAUGAGUAGAUGCUUCUAUGCUCUAACUGAUUUUAUCAUUGGUAUUACUGUUGUACAAGUCUUGUUGGAUAGACGCUUUGUUUUUCUUUAUAGAAAAAAAAGAACACCUAUAAACCAUGUUUAUGUAAUGGACAAUAAUGUUCUAUUAUAGUUGACUAACAAAGAGAAAACAAAAAACCCCACAUUACUGCUUAUGGUUUCUCCUUGACUUUAGACUUUCAGUUAUCUUAUUUCUUUUUUGUUUACUUAUGUGCGUGUUUAUGUAUGUCUUCCUAAUUGAGUUGUCCUACUUCUAUUUCAAUCAAUUAAUUGAUGUGCUGUGUAAGUGUCCGGUUCUCUUUCUCUCUCUCUCUCUGUGUGUGUGUUGAAUGGGUGACCGCUUAUUUCUAAUCCUUCUUCCAAGCAGUAUUGUUGUUGUUGUUACUGCCAACACCAUCGUCAGUCUUUUUACUGCUGAUCAUUGUUAACACUGGUGACGUUAGUGCACAUUUUUCCUCCCAUUAUUAUUAUUAUAUUUGUAAAAGUGAAUCUUUCAUAAUCAUCUCAUCACACAUAUAUUUAAUUGAAGUUUAAUAUUAUUUAUGUUAUUACUUCUUUUAACCUACAAUAACCUACAAUAUAUUGUCCUCUAUCAUCUCCUCUUUACAACAAUUACUUCUUUGCUAUGGGUUCUUUUAAAGUUCAUCUUCUAUUUAACAUUUAUUGUUAACACUAAAGAAAUUUAUUCGUUUACAAUUAUAUUUAUGGGUUUUGGUGCAGCACAAAUAGAAAACUUCUAAGGUUAGGUUAUAGUGUAUGUUGUUGUUGUCGUCGACGUCGUCGUCGUUUUCGAUAUCUUCUUCUCUUCCUCCUCACCCUCCUCUCUCUCUUUCGCACACACACACACACACACAAAGAAGAACAUGCACUAUUUGGUUUCAUUAUUUAAAUAAUAAAAAAAAAUCAACUAUGAUAUAUUUAAUUUAACUAUUCAUUGUUUCCAAUUUUUCCCCCUCCCCCUCUCUUUCCUGAUCUUUGGUUAGUGUUCUGUCUUGUUUUGUUUCUCCUAGUGACUAGUGUGUAGUUUUAUUGAAGUGCAUGUAUGUAUGAUGAGUAUGUUUUCUUUUAUUUAAAUAAAGAUUUAAUUUAUUAAAUAUAAUAUAAAUAUUGAUAAUAUUUGUUAACAAAAGAUAAAAUUGUAAUAAUCAUUUCUUAUUAA
Molecule: messenger RNA, 6013 nt
Organism: Schistosoma mattheei
Lineage: Eukaryota; Metazoa; Platyhelminthes; Trematoda; Strigeidida; Schistosomatidae
Source: the annotation of a GenBank genome assembly